This is a messenger RNA of Colletotrichum phormii, 484 nucleotides long. RefSeq lists its product as uncharacterized. The coding region runs from base 1 to 441 and encodes 146 amino acids. Lineage: Eukaryota; Fungi; Ascomycota; Sordariomycetes; Glomerellales; Glomerellaceae. The transcript is spliced from 2 exons. The record is from RefSeq and is a predicted model, not a curated record.
AUGAGCACGAAGCGUUACCCGUACUGCUACUGCGCAAUUCUCACCCACCUCGCUCACUCUCACAGCUCUCACUCUCACUGUUACUCUCACUCUCAGUCCCGGUUCACCUCAUCAGUCUCUCCCACGCUCCUCAAACCUAAGCUUACGGUUCACCUACGGUACCUCAUCGGCCCUUGUCACCCAAGGGCCAACACCGAUGAGCCCUGCCCUACCCUGCCAUCUGGAUCCUGUGCGCCUGGCUUGCGCUGCACCUCAACCCGCGCACCAAAGCACAUCAGACGGGACGGCAUUCUGUGCCUAUCAUCGGCUGCUGCACAAGACUGGAGCAUCACCCUGCGACUUCGCACCCUGCUUGCUUCCAGUGCCUCCUCUGCCGCCUCGCCCAAGGCCAAGGCUUCACCACCUCGUGGUCCGGACCUGGCCGAGGAGACAAGUGACUGAAUCCAGAGACCGCGGAUCCCCUGCCAGGAACACAACCGUGAGG